Notothenia coriiceps (black rockcod) is the source of this 3368-nucleotide messenger RNA. It is a transcript of the gene ramp2, whose product is annotated as receptor (G protein-coupled) activity modifying protein 2. The record is from RefSeq and is a predicted model, not a curated record. Gene Ontology annotation, molecular function: coreceptor activity. Gene Ontology annotation, biological process: protein localization to plasma membrane; regulation of G protein-coupled receptor signaling pathway; cellular response to hormone stimulus. NCBI's taxonomy places the organism in Eukaryota, Metazoa, Chordata, Actinopteri, Perciformes, Nototheniidae. The coding region runs from base 1609 to 2085 and encodes 158 amino acids. The transcript is spliced from 3 exons. Gene Ontology annotation, cellular component: cell surface; membrane; signaling receptor complex.
UCAUAUAUAACCACAACUACUUGAACUAACAUGACCCCCUUUCUCUACAGGCUAUUGUCAACAGAUGAGACUGUUGCCAGCAAGUUUCAACUUUGUUUUUGUAUUUGACCUUACUAUAGACUAAACUACAUGUCUGAGUCUCCGAAGGUGAUUCUGUCAAUUGUCUGCUUUUAAUUUAACCUUACCUAAAUAACAACAGAAAUACAUGAAUACAAUUUAGGCUACUUUAUUUUACUCUUUAAACAGUGAUUAUAUACUUGUGUCGACUGGUGGAUUCUUUUGGCUCAUUUCUUGAAAUUAAUUAGCUUGGCCUGAAAUUGACAAACACAGAAAGCAGAGCACAGUGAUCCUGGUUUCUGCCAAGAUCUCCUUGUGUGUCCUAUCAUGAGAAUCCAAAAACAACUCUUGGGGAGGUCUCCACCAGUGAGGGUCAACAGCAGUAGACACGAGGCCCACAGUGGUUUGGGGCCAGAGGUUAACUCAAACCUCAUUAUGAACAGACCCCACCUAGCUGAACUUCCUGAAUUUGUUCGUAAUUCACCCCAUGCAACGGGUCUGAUCCACGCAUGAACUCUAGGUUGUGAAACAACUGAAACUUUGGAGCAGCGCCCCUUUCACUGUUCCUCCUCCAGAGCCUUCCCUUUUUUUCUUUCCCCUGAUUGUCCCCCUCCCUCCCCCUGCAAACUCCCCCCAACUCUGAGCUCCUCCCCUGCUGAAAAGACACAUUUCCUGAUGUCAUUACUAAAUCAAAAUGCUGCUCGGCAAACAGAUGUUGUGAGAGGCCCAACAUGUGGGUUUGGUGACAUAAAUGGACAAGUUUGUCGUAAGAAAACAUAAACCAUGGAUUCAAUUUUUCAUUCAAUCAAUAAAACCCACUCUCUGUCACUGCUCUUUAAAGUCACAAGUGUUGACAGUGAGAAACUACCUUACAGAUAUAGCACACUCAAGUUUUCCCACACUUGUGGAGAAAUAUAUCCGUUAGUUGGCCCUUCAAACACUUCAUUAGCUAUGACUAAUAACUUCUUCCAGGUUGGGAAAAAUUUACCUAAAAACGAAAUCAUGGCUGUCUGCACACAACACCCUGCAGAGUCAUGAUUACAUCCACCCCAAAACGCUAAGCCCUAAAUGUUUACUUAUGUUUCCUAUUUGGCAGAGGCAGCCCAAAAGGCAAAUAAAUCACAUGCUGUGAGCUGGCCAGGCCCUCGACUGUGAGAAACUGAGACUAAAAAGCAGAACAAGAGUUAAAGAGUAAAGGGUUUUCAGAUGUGAGUCCAGCCAAGCUUGGGUGUGCUCCCUUUUAUUUGGGAGAAUGGAGAGGACAAUCUUUGUUGCCUCCACCCCUUUAAAAAGAAAGAAAAUCCUAAAGAAACGUGUGUUGGAGAGGGGAAGAGCUGCUGCCAAGGCGCAGGCCCGUCAGACAGAUCUUCGCAGAACAUCUGGUAACCGCGGGUAACACUAUUUGGACAUCUGGUAACCGAAGGUUACACUGCGACUCUUCCAUCCUGUCGGGUUUCCUGUUAUGCCUCGCUGUACACAGUCUAACAAGUUUAGGUUUAUUAUACAUGGUUGCCGGUUGGGGAAAACGCACCUUUAUUCAUUUUUUCUGACAUGAAGGGAGCACUUGGUUUCAUUGGGGUAUUCCUCUCCUUUCUCUGCGCUGGUGGGGCUAAUUCUUACAGUUGUAUGGACUAUUACAGCAUCUGUCAGGAAUUCUUUGGUGCACCAACAAUGGUGUGCCUUCACAAUCUGCUUCAAAAUCUGUGUAUCCCCAAAUUCAAUGAGGCAAUGACAUCAAUGAAAAGCACUAACUGGUGCACUUGGGGCAAUGUGAGCAACUAUUAUAGUAACCUAAGCCAUUGCACGGAGGAGAUAUCUGACUGUCUCAUGAUCCCAUGGCCAAACCCACUGGUGGAACAGACGUUUGUGGACAUCCACUCCAGGUUUUUCAAGGAAUGUCCCUCAGAGGAGCUCAGUGACCCCCCCCCAGUCAUUGUCAUGGCCCUGGUGAUAACUCCCAUCUGCCUGAUCCCUCUCAUGGUUAGCCUAGUAGUGCUCAAGACCAAGAAUGGGGAUGGCAGCUCCUAAAGGUCAGCUCUACUUGAAGGAUAUCAUAUUUUUGACCUACACUCACCCUCCUAUCCCAACCUGAGGACUAAAGCAAUCUUUCAGAAAAGCUUCAGAUGCACUUUCAUCUCACCAGUGAUCUUGCAGAGGACUGAACCUUUCUGCACUCCAAAAUUCAAAUGAAAUCUAAGAUAUACGCGGCAGAGGAAACCGAGAAGGCGACACUGAUGUAGAUUGAAUAUCAUCAAAAUAACUGAUUCUGUUCAACAACAACCUCCCUGAUGCUGACAGGAACACUGUGAUAAAAUCUAUGUGAUAAACAAUUCUGUACCAUUCUGUGACAAAAAUGUUGUUUUCAACCUACCAACUCGAUAUCUGAACACGUAUCUUUUGCUCUAACUUUGCUGUUGUGAAAACAGAGCUAGAUUUUUUUUACUGGAAAACCCACAAUUCAGGGUUAUGUUGACAAAAGCUUCGGAGCUUGCAAAAGUCAAAAUGUAUUUGUAUUGACACUCCGCAUUAUGUUGGAUAGCAGUUGUGUUGAUAAAAGACAAGGUCAUUUUUAGUACUGAACUCUGGAACUCUUCUUAUGCAGUUUUUCUACCCUGCUUUGAGCCACUAAUUCAAACGUGUUUAUGCAGAGGAAAAGGGUAAUCUAUAUGUGUAAAAAAAAAGACAGGUAAAUAAGUAUAGUGUGAUGUAUGGACCUGGUGAUGUGAGUCAUAAUAUAGGCAUGGUUUUAUGUUACUGAUGGGACACCAUGAGAAAGGGGGAUUUAUUUCCAGGUAUAUCUUUGAGCAGCUGAAAACCCUUCAGCACUUUCUCCAGUCCAACAAUGAUAAUCUUCAUGACCAUGUGAUGAGCUAAUUGAAGCGUAAUCAUUAUUAACAUAACCACUGACAGACAGACAGACAGACUGACUGACUGAAUGACUGACUGACUGACUGACUGACUGACUGACUGACUGACUGACUGACUGACUGACUGACUACAGACAGACAGACAGACAGACAGACAGACUAAUAUUCUGUGCAGCAUGGCGAUGAACACUGAGAGAAGACACAAAGAUAAAAUAUUUAUCUUUCACCUGAAUCAUGAUUUGUGUGUAAUGUUCAAUCUUGAAUGACGAUAAAGUCAAUGUAAUGGCUUUCAGAUUUGUAACAAAAUGUGUAUUUAUAUACUGUUUUAUAUAUUGUCCUUACUUUACCCUCUGAAAAAAACACAAUCAGACUGCUCUCAAACCAUUUACUGUAUGUAUUUUUAUAUACUUUUUUUAUAUUUAAAGCAAUUAAAUAUACUGUUGG